Messenger RNA from Anolis carolinensis (green anole), 4723 nucleotides. RefSeq lists its product as uncharacterized. Bases 1398 to 4637 code for a protein of 1079 amino acids. The record is from RefSeq and is a predicted model, not a curated record. The transcript has 4 exons. NCBI's taxonomy places the organism in Eukaryota, Metazoa, Chordata, Lepidosauria, Squamata, Anolidae.
CACCUAUUUGCAGGCCAAAGAGGCUGGCCCCACCCUCCCAAGCCUCAAAACAGGACGCCAUUUUGCCUCUUCAGCUUUUCCCUGGCUCAUUGGGAAACAGCAGUCCCCUUCUACAAGGUAAGACAGCACUGUUUAUAACAGACUGAAGACAACCUCAUUCUUAUCUUUUAAAGGAUGCCUUUUCAUGCUUAGGAACAUUUCUAGCCCACAACCCCCCAAUCCAACCCCCCCCCCCCCUUGAUCCUUCUGCCACCUAUUUGCAGGCCAAAGAGGCUGGCCCCGCCCUCCCAAGCCUCAAAACAGGACGCCAUUUUGCCUCUUCAGCUUUUCCCUGGCUCAUUGGGAAACAGCAGUCCCCUUCUACAAGGUAAGACAGAACUGUUUAUAACAGACUGAAGACAACCUCAUUCUUAUCUUUUAAAGGAUGCCUUUUCAUGCUUAGGAACAUUUCUAGCCCCCAAACCCUCAAUCCCAGCCUCCCUUGAUCCUUCUGCCACAUACUUCCAGGCCAUGCAGGCUGGCUUUCUCCUCCUAGGCCUCAAAGAGUAGGCCAUCUUCCCUCAACAUUGCUCCAAAGAAGGUAGCUUUCGCCUGGGUCAUUGGGAAACUGCACUCUCCUUCUAUAAGGUAAGACACUACUUUUCACAACAGACCAAAGAGAACAUUGUUAUUAUAUUUUUUAAUUAUACCUUUUCAUGCUUAUGAACACUUCAGGUCUUGCAAGCUAUCCCGAGACUGUUAGGCCGCACACCAGUCCGCCCUCUUCCCAGUUCAACGUUGUUCUAAAGGAGCUGACCUCUUCCAGGAUAAUUUGGACGUAGCACUGUACCUACACAAGAUAUUACAAGCUGUCCUGACCCUGUUAGACCACAAAACAGCCAGCUUCUUCCAGGAUAAUUUGGACACAGUACUGUCCCUACACAAGGUAAGGUCCUACUUUAUUCAAAAAACAAAAGCCUAAAAUGAUUAUUAUGUUUUUAAUGUUUUCUUCUAAACAACAAGAUGGGGUUUAACAGACUGUUUCUUCCCGUCUGAUUCCUUUUCAUCCCCCCUCCAUAUUAGUCUGUGUGUGUGUGUGUGUGUGUGUGUGCGCAUGUGUAUGAACAGUUCUAACUACCACCAACCUCCUUUGGAUCUUCUGCUGAACAUUUUCAGGGUCUUACAAGCUAUCCCAAGACUGUUAGGCCGCAUAACACCCUGCAGUCUUCCCAGUUCAACAUUGCUCCAAAGAAGAGGGCUUCUUCUAGAAUCAUUAGGAAACACCACUGUCCCUACAAAAGGACUUACGAGCUGUACCAGUUACACGGUACAACUCCUCACCCUCCUCCUUCAACAUAGUUCCAAAAAGGAACGUUUUGGAACAGCAGUGUCCCUCACCAAGGUGUGGUAGCUUCAAAAUGUCUCAAAAAAGAAAAUCUACCAUAGGAAAAAUCCCUCCAAAACCAAAAAAGGAAAAAUUCCAGCAAGCAAGUGAGUCCACUGAUUGCCGACUUGAAAAUACCCAGGAAACAGCUAAUGCAUCAAGGAUUGCAGAGACUCCACAACAUCAUCACACCAGACUUGGAGAAAUGCAAGAAAGAGCCACUAAGUCAAGACCAACAAAGACUCCAGAACAGCUACAGGCCAGGCUUCAACAAAAGAGAGAAAAGGCCAGGGCAUCCAGGGCAGUUGAGACUCCAGAACAACGUCAGGCCAGACUUGCAGCAAUGAAAGAAAGAGCCUCUAUUACAAGACCAACAGAGACUCCACAACACCGCCAGGCCAGGCUUCAACAGAAGAGAGAAAAGGCCAGGGCAUGCACAACAGCAGAGACUCCAGAACAACGUCAUGCCACACUUAGAGUAAAGCAAGAAAGAGCCUCUAGGUCCAUAGCAUCAGAGACCCCAGAACAGCGUCAGGCCAGACUUGGAGUAAUGAAAGAAAGAGCCUCUACAUCAAGAGGAGCAGAGACUUCAGAACAACGUCAGGCCAGACUUGCAGCAAUGAAAGAAAGAGCCUCUAUUACAAGAGCAACAGAGACUCCACAACACCGUCAGGCCAGGCUUCAACAGAAGAGAGAAAAGGCCAGGGCAUCCACCACAGCAGAGACCCCAGAAUACCGUCAGGCUAGACUUGGAGCAAUGCAAGAAAGAGCCUCGACAUCAAGAGCAACAGACACUCCAGAACAGCACAAUGCCCGACUUCAAGCAAUCAGGGAAAAAGUCACUGCAACAAGGAAAGAAAAGCAUUCAAAUUUCUUGCUUGAAGGUUUUCACUAUGAUCCUCAUAAGGACUAUGAUCAAUAUUCCAAUGUUAUUAUUGGACAAAUGGACCAAAUAUGUAGUUACUGUCAUGCCAAGAAAUUUAAAAUGGAACCACCUGGGUUGUGCUGUAAGAGUGGGAAAGUUGCACUGCCACCUUUACAACAACCACCAGAUGAACUUCUUUCUUAUAUGUCUGGAAGUACUUCAGAAUCAAAACAUUUCUUACAGAAUAUAAGAAGAUACAAUUCAUGUUUUCAAAUGACAUCUUUUGGUACCACCUCUGUUGUUGGAGAAAGGAGCUUCCCAACAACUUUCAGAGUGCAAGGCCAAGUCUACCACACGGCAGGAUCUAUGAUGCCUUUACCCGAUCAAAGCCCCAAGUUUUUACAAAUUUUCUUUAUGGGGGACGACCAACUAGAAGCAGAUCAACGAUGCCAUUACAUUCCUGAUGUCAGACGUGAUAUUGUCUUGAACUUACAACGGAUGUUUCAUCAACACAACCAUAUAAUUAAUACAUUCAAAACAGCGCUAGAACGCAUGCCAACAGAUGAAUACAGAGUUGUUAUCAGAGCUGAUAAAAAGCCAGUGGGAGAGCAUGAACGUCGCUUCAAUGCUCCUCAAACAAAUGAAGUUGCAAUCGUCAUAUCAGGUGAUGAAUUUGAUCAACGUGACAUCAUCAUCCAAAGGCGCAGUAAUUCACUCCAACGCAUAGCAGAAACACAUCGAUGGUAUGAUGCACUUCAAUACCCACUAAUAUUUUGGCAAGGUGAAGAUGGGUAUCAUUUCAACAUCAUGCAAAUCAACCCAACUUCAGGUGCACCAACUAACAAAAAAGUCUCAGCAAUGGACUACUAUGCAUACAGAAUAAUGAUUAGAAGUCAUGAGCGUCUUCUCUUUAUACGCCAAAAUCAAAAGAAACUUCGAGUGGACGAAUACAUCCACUUAAGGGAUGCUGUCUCCAAUGAUAGAAGUGUUGAUAACAUUGGGCAAAUGGUCAUUCUACCUGCUACAUUCACAGGAAGCCCAAGACACAUGCACAAAUAUGCUCAAGAUGGCAUGACAUAUGUGAGAUCUUAUGGAUGCCCUGACUUAUUUAUCACUUUCACCUGUAAUCCAUCUUGGUCAGAGAUAAAAGAAGAACUUUUAUUCGGACAGACACCCAGCGAUCGUCAUGAUUUAAUAGAAAGAGUGUUCAAACAGAAACAAAUAAAGUUAAUCAAUGUAAUAAAUAAGAGCCAUGUAUUUGGAGAAACACAGUGCUGGCUGUACUCAAUCGAAUGGCAGAAACGAGGACUUCCACAUUCCCAUAAUCUAAUUUGGCUGAAAGACAAAAUUCAUCCAACUGACAUAGACAAUGUUAUAUCUGCAGAAUUCCCAAAUCCAUCUGAAGACCCUAGCCUCUAUGCAGUGGUGACCAAAAAUAUGAUUCAUGGGCCGUGUGGAAACUUUAAUAUGAAUGCACCGUGUAUGAAGGAAGAAAAGUGCAGCAAGAAGUAUCCCAGACAAUUGGUUACAGACACACAAACAGGACAUGAUGGCUAUCCUCUCUAUAGAAGACGAGCACCAUCAGAUGGUGGCUUCAUGGCAAAACUCAAGAUUAGAGGCAAGACAGAAGUAGAAGUGGACAACAGAUGGGUUGUUCCAUAUUCUCCACUCCUUUCUAAAAUGUUUCAAGCACACAUUAAUGUGGAGUACUGUAACUCAAUAAAAUCCAUUAAGUACAUCUGCAAGUAUGUGAACAAGGGAAGUGACAUGGCUGUUUUUGGACUCACUAAUGAAAACAGAAAUGAUGAAGUCUCUCAAUACCAGCUCGGAAGAUAUAUCAGCAGUAACGAAGCAGUUUGGCGGAUUUUCAGCUUUCCGAUCCACGAACGCCAUCCAACCGUUGUUCACCUUAGUGUGCAUUUAGAGAAUGGCCAAAGAGUCUACUUUACAAGAGAUAAUGCUGAGACAGUUGCUGCCGAACCACCACAUACCACCUUGACAGCAUUCUUUCAGCUAUGUCAACAGGAUCUGUUUGCAAGAACACUGCUAUAUCCUGAAGUUCCAAAAUAUUACACAUGGAACGCAUCCAGAAAGGUUUUCUCCAAAAGAAAACAAGGAAUGUCAGUUUCAGGGCAUGAUGCAGUUGCCAGCAAAGCCUUGGGUCGUGUGUACACCAUUCAUCCUAACAAUGCUGAAUGCUUUUUUCUUAGGAUAUUACUUCACACUGUUCGAGGACCAACGUCUUUCGCAUUUUUAAAAACUGUCAACGGAGAGGUGUGUAAUACUUUCAGAGAUGCAUGCCAAAAGCUUGGUCUAUUAGAGGAUGAUCAAUACUGGAACUUUACCUUAUCAGAAGCAGCAUUUCAAUCUUCACCAGCUCAAAUACGGAACCUUUUGCCAUCAUCCUGACAACCUGCUAUCCAUCAAACCCUAAUGGACUAUGGGAGAAACACCGAGAAAGCAUGGGUGAAGACAUACUUGCAAAACUGCAAAGA